CCAGCACUGGUCUCUGCUGAACCUUUGUCCAUUCCUAGCAAAUCCUGCAGGACCAGAGUGUCAGCCAGCAGCAUGGCUACAAAAUGCACAAAGUGUGGUCCAGGUUAUGCGACCCCUCUGGAGGCCAUGAAAGGACCCCGAGAGGAGAUUGUCUACUUGCCCUGCAUUUACCGAAACACAGGCAUUGAAGCCCCGGAUUAUUUGGCCACAGUGGAUGUUGACCCCAAGUCUCCCCAUUAUAGCCAGGUCAUCCAUAGGCUGCCCAUGCCCCACCUGAAGGACGAGCUGCACCACUCAGGGUGGAACACCUGCAGUAGCUGCUUUGGGGACAGCACCAAGUCACGCGACAAGCUGAUACUGCCCAGCAUCAUCUCCUCCCGCAUCUAUGUGGUGGAUGUGGGCUCUGAGCCUCGUGCCCCGAAGUUGCACAAGGUCAUUGAGCCCAAUGAAAUCCAUGCCAAGUGCAACCUGGGCAAUCUGCACACCAGCCACUGCCUGGCCAGCGGAGAGGUGAUGAUCAGCUCCUUGGGGGAUCCCCAGGGGAAUGGCAAAGGGGGUUUUGUGCUGCUGGAUGGGGAGACCUUCGAGGUGAAAGGGACGUGGGAGAAGCCUGGGGGUGAAGCUCCAAUGGGCUAUGACUUCUGGUACCAGCCUCGACACAACAUCAUGGUCAGCACUGAAUGGGCAGCUCCCAAUGUCUUCAAAGAUGGCUUCAACCCUGCUCAUGUGGAGGCUGGGCUGUAUGGGAGCCACAUACAUGUGUGGGACUGGCAGCGACAUGAGAUUAUCCAGACCCUGCAAAUGAAAGAUGGGCUGAUCCCCCUGGAGAUCCGCUUCCUGCACGACCCAGAUGCCACCCAGGGCUUUGUAGGCUGCGCCCUCAGCUCCAACAUCCAGCGCUUCUACAAGAAUGAGGGAGGCACCUGGUCAGUGGAGAAGGUGAUCCAGGUGCCCUCCAAGAAAGUGAAGGGCUGGAUGUUGCCAGAAAUGCCUGGUUUGAUCACCGACAUCUUGCUGUCCCUGGAUGACCGCUUCCUCUACUUCAGCAACUGGCUGCACGGGGACAUUCGGCAGUAUGACAUCUCUAACCCGAAGAAGCCUCGCCUCACUGGGCAGAUCUUCCUUGGGGGCAGCAUUGUUAAAGGAGGCUCUGUACAAGUGCUGGAGGACCAAGAGCUAACGUGUCAGCCGGAGCCCCUAGUGGUCAAGGGAAAACGAGUUCCUGGAGGUCCUCAGAUGAUCCAGCUCAGCUUAGAUGGGAAGCGUCUUUACGUCACUACAUCACUGUACAGCGCCUGGGACAAGCAGUUUUACCCUAAUCUCAUUAGGGAAGGCUCUGUGAUGCUGCAAAUUGAUGUAGAUACAGCAAAUGGAGGGCUGAAGUUGAACCCCAACUUUCUGGUGGACUUUGGGAAAGAGCCUCUUGGGCCAGCACUGGCUCAUGAGCUUCGUUACCCAGGGGGUGAUUGCAGUUCUGACAUCUGGAUCUGAAGGCUAGCCCUAAAGGCCUUCCUCCACAGUCGGGGUCCUCCUUCUGAGGAGCCUAGCUUCGCUCUGCUCUGGGUCCCAACUCUCCAAGGCCAUGAUGAGACCAUCGAGAACUGCAGAGCAGUAUCUCACUACUACCUUGCUUGUUGUUUGUGCCAUUCUUAAGUGAGCUCCUGGAAGCACCAAGAAAUAAAAUGCUGAACCUUU
Messenger RNA from Rattus norvegicus (Norway rat), 1695 nucleotides. RefSeq names its product selenium binding protein 1 (gene Selenbp1). Gene Ontology annotation, molecular function: methanethiol oxidase activity; selenium binding. The transcript has 12 exons. The record is from RefSeq and is marked provisional. Lineage: Eukaryota; Metazoa; Chordata; Mammalia; Rodentia; Muridae. The coding region runs from base 73 to 1491 and encodes 472 amino acids. Gene Ontology annotation, cellular component: nucleus; nucleolus; membrane.